Molecule: messenger RNA, 2778 nt
Organism: Lottia gigantea (owl limpet)
Lineage: Eukaryota; Metazoa; Mollusca; Gastropoda; Lottiidae
Exons: 19
Coding region: 1-2778 (925 amino acids)
Biological process (GO): signal transduction; protein phosphorylation
Molecular function (GO): protein serine/threonine kinase activity; small GTPase binding; ATP binding
Source: RefSeq, a predicted model, not a curated record
AUGUUGUCAUUUCAGGGAGGUGCCAUAAGCACUUACGCCGAUCUUGGUCAAAUUUAUACUGACCUUUCGACCUCUGAGAUUCAGGCUCAACUAGAAGAGAAACGUGAAUAUAUUAAAAAAGAAAUCCGACGCGAGAUGAAGAUUAAGGAAGGAGCAGAGAAACUUCGUGAAGCCACGUCGGACAAGAAAAGUUUGUCUAAUGUUCACAGUAUGGUGAAGAAAGCAAACACCAAGUUACAAGAUUUACAUCGAGAGCUUCAAGACAUCAACGCUAUUUUACUUGUUGCUAAUUGUUCUACUCCUGAUGCAGGCCCUGAUUUAUUGAAAACACCAGAGAAAGCUGGUGACCAGACGGACAGUCCAUCUGUUAACCCUAGAAUAGUCAGUUUACAAAAACAAAUUACGAUAGAACUUAAGGUAAAACAAGGUGCAGAGAAUAUGAUAGCUAUGUAUAAAUCAGGUUCAUCCCGUGAUAAAAAACUACUAGCUGAAGCUCAACUUAUGUUAAGUGAUGCUAAAACUAAAAUAGAAAUGAUAAGAAUGCAGAUAUUAAAAGUUACACAAGAUACAUCUUCUUCAGAGUCUGGUGAAGGAGGUAAAAAAAUUAACGAUCACCUAUCACCUACAGAUCAGCGUAUAGAAGAAUUACGACACCAUCUAAAAAUAGAAUCGGCAGUAGCUGUCGGAGCUAAUAAUGUUAUAAAGUUAUUACAGGCUAAUAAAGCUGAUGAUAAAAAGGCCAUAAAGGAGGCACAUUCAAGUUUGAGUGAAUCCAGUCAAAAAAUGGAUUUAUUACGAAUUUCAUUAGAAAAACGAUUAUGUGAACUCGAACCCAAAUCUCCUAAAAUUGAACUGUUAAAAGAAGAACUGAAUGAAUUAAUGAGUCCACAGAUAACUUCUCACAGACAUUCUAUAACUGCUCAAACUCAAAAUACGUCCACAUUACCUAAACCAGCUGCCAUGACUGGUAAACUGGAAGUUCGGCUGGUAGGUGUACAGGAUCUAUUAGAAGAUAUACCAACUAGAAGGAAAGAUAGCACCCAGCUACUGCUCUCUAGCCCCGGGGAGAGUAAGAGUUUAUUACGAAGAGGCAGUAGUAAGGUGUAUAAUAUAAAAGAUGAUUUAAGCAAUGAAGUAAUGGCAGUAUUAAAGUUAGAUAAUCAACAAGUUGUACAGACAGCUUGGAAAUCUAAUAGUCAACAAUGCUGGGAUCAUAGAUCUUCUAUAGACUUAGAUAGGUCUCGAGAAUUAGAGAUCUGUAUAUACUGGAGAGAUUGGCGUCAGAUGUGUGCCGUGAAAUUUCUCCGUCUGGAAGACUUCCUUGACAACCAACGUCAUGGUAUUACGAUACAUUUAGAACCAAAGGGUAUACUCUUUGCCGAGAUCAAAUUCUUAAAUCCAACGUUAAUACGAAAACCUAAAUUACGCAGACAGAGAAAAAUAUUUCCAAAACAUAAAGGAAAGAAUUUUCUGCGUCCAGGUCAGAUGAAUAUUAACGUAGCAACAUGGGGUAGAUUGAUGAAACGAGCCUUACCCCCAAACUGUGCUGAUAGUAAUAUAGCUAGCCCUCCCUCUCAGAUCAUGUCACCAGACAUGUUUCUCAAUAUUUUAAUCCUAAUUGCAGGUAUCAUGGCGUCAGAUCGAGGGCCACCAGUUCAUGAGAUUAAUUUCUCCCCUCCCAGCAGUGAAGAAGAGCUGGGAUCAAGGGAGAAAACUGAGACAAACAACCUUCACCCUGAUGUCAUUAAAUCUAUCACCACGUCUGCUUCUUCUCCAUGUAGAAUGGAAGAUUUUAGAUGUAUCAGUGUAUUAGGUAGAGGACAUUUUGGAAAGGUAUUACUUGCUGAAUAUCGUAAAACAGGAGAAUGUUUUGCCAUCAAGGCGUUAAAGAAAGCUGAUAUCAUAGCACGAGAUGAAGUGGAAAGUUUAAUGUCUGAAAAACGUAUUUUUGAAGUCAUCAAUUCAAUGAGGCAUCCAUUUUUAGUGAAUCUAUUUUCCUGCUACCAAACUGCAGAACAUGUGUGUUUUGUAAUGGAGUAUGCGUGUGGUGGAGAUCUGAUGAUGCACAUACAUAAUGACGUGUUUUCAGAACAGAGGACAGUGUUUUAUGCAGGAUGUGUAGUUUUAGGUUUACAAUAUUUACAUGAACAUAAUAUUGUUUAUAGAGAUUUAAAAUUAGAUAACUUAUUACUGGAUGUUGAAGGCUAUUUAAAAAUAGCUGAUUUUGGUUUAUGUAAGGAGAGUAUGGGAUACGGAGAUCGUACCAGUACAUUUUGUGGCACGCCUGAAUUCUUAGCUCCUGAAGUUUUGACGGAAACAUCCUACACUAGAUCUGUAGAUUGGUGGGGACUUGGUGUUCUUAUCUACGAAAUGUUAGUCGGAGAGAGUCCCUUCCCAGGAGAUGAUGAAGAAGAAGUUUUUGAUUCUAUUGUAAAUGAUGAAGUUCGAUACCCACGAUUCUUAUCUACGGAGGCCAUCGCCAUCAUGAGAAGGUUAUUAAGGCGUAAUCCUGAACGAAGAUUAGGAUCAAGUGAAAGAGAUGCUGAAGAUGUUAAAAAACAGGCCUUCUUCAGGAAUUUAAAAUGGGAUGAUUUGUUGAUGAAGAAAGUAAAACCACCGUUUGUUCCCACUGUGAAAAAUCCAGAAGAUGUGAGUAAUUUUGAUGAGGAGUUUACAGCUGAACGACCUGUUUUAACGCCACCAAAAGAACGUCGAGCCUUGAACGCCGGAGAUCAAACCAUGUUCAAUGACUUUAGUUACAUCGCAGAUUGGUGCUGA